CGGGGUGAGGCUUCCCGGUGGGCCGUAAGAAGGCGCGGCCUGGUCCGCACGUGGGGCCUGGUUCGCUCUGGCACGCCUGAGGUGUUGCGGUGCCCACCGGCGGGUACGGCCCCGCGGCCGCUAUGGCGCCGCCGGAACCGGAGAGCGUGCCCGAGGCCGUGCUGGAGCAGUGGCGGCAGUACAACGAGACCGAGCGGCAGUGGGAGCUGCGCCGCCGCUUCAUCCUUCGGCACCUCAGCGGCUAUCCCGGCGCAGCCAUCGACCAGCUGCUGGCGCUCUCCGUGCUCUGGACCAACCACAUCUUCAUGGGCUGCAGAUAUGGCAUGCAGGUCAUGGAGAAGGUUCUCAAGAUGGCUGAAGGCAUCGACAUCGGGGAAAUGAGAACGUAUGAGCUGGUUCCUAGCAGGAAGCUAAAAAGAUGCCACUCUCCAUCUGACAGUCCAGAGCUGGAAGAGGUUCCUGAGCCGCCCAAAAAGAUGGCCCCCAGGUUCCGGGUGCGACCACGUUUCGAACCCAUACACUUUGUCACCAGUGCUGAGAAGGAUGACAGGAGGGAAGAGCCUCUGGAUAACCAAACCCAGGAGGUGAACCAGGAGGCAAACACAAACAGCAUAGCCCAGCCAGCUGAAAACUGUACAAAUUCCUUUGUGAAUGCACGGGACACAGAUCCACAGCUCUCCAACUGCGCUGGGCUUGGCUUUGCAGGCCCGGCAGCAGCAGCCAAGAAGGCUGUGAAUAGCAUGGACUCUACCACAAACAGCACGCUUCAGGUUUCUGUUCCUCCCUCCACCGUCCAGCCUGCAUCAGAGACUUUCCCUCCAUCGGCUAUAACGCUGAAGCAGAGUUUCAUUGAGAAACUAUCAGCAGCUGUCUGGAAAAAUCUUGCUAACCCAGAUGCCAACACGGGGACUGACAAAAUUAACUUCACCUAUCUUCUGACACGUUCAAUUCAGGCCUGCAAGACAAAUCCUGAAUACAUUUAUGUUCCUCUGAAGGAAAUCGCCCCCUCUGACCUCCCCAAGAGCAAGAAGCUGCUAACAGAUGGCUUCGCAUGCGAGGUGAGGUGUCAGAACGUCUACCUGGCCACCGGCUAUGCAGGCAGCAAGAACGGGUCCCGGGAUCGAGCAGCAGAGCUGGCAGUCAAGCUGCUGAAGAAGCCUGUGGAGGUGAGAGUCGUGCAGCGGAAGUUCAAGCACACCUACCAUGAGGACCUGGUGGUGUGCGAGGCAGGCGUGAGUCGCCUGGAUUUCCCUCCUGCUCUCAAACCCCACGAGGAGUUUCUAGCUGCCAACAGGGACUGUGUCCCGAUGCAGCCUGGUACUGAAUCCAUGAAGGGUUCUGCUGCUACCAACAAACACUGGACUAGUUUUGUCCUCACGGAGAAUGCCAGUGAUGCAAUAGGAAUCCUUAACAAUUCUGCCUCAUAUAACAAAAUGUCUGUUGAAUAUAAAUAUGAAUUAAUGCCCAACCGCUCUUGGCGCUGCCAGGUCUACCUGCAGGACCACUGCCUCGCCGAGGGGUUUGGCACUAAAAAGACCAGCAAGCACGCAGCUGCUGAGGAGGCACUGAAGAUCCUGCAGAAGAUGCAGUCAAACGUAGCAGCCAUCAAAGUGACCCAGGUUCAGAAGGUAGGCUGUUCAUCACGGGGCUCUGGGAGGAAGAAGGACCUGAAGGACCUGGUGGUUUAUGAGAACUCCAGUAACCCGGUGUGCACGCUGAAUGACACUGCCCAGUUCAACAAGAUGACGGUGGAGUACGUCUUUGAAAGGAUGACUGGCAUGCGAUGGAAGUGCAAGGUGCUGCUUGAAGACGAAUUCAUCGCAGAAGCAGUUGGAGUGAAGAAAUCUGUCAAGCAUGAAGCAGCAGAGGAAGCUGUGAAAAUCCUCAAAAAGACUCAGCCAACUGUUGUCAAUAACCUGAAGAAAGGCACCGUUGAAGACGUCAUCUCCCGAAAUGAGAUCCGGGGUCGGUCAGCUGAAGAGGCUUUCAAACAGAAGAUCAAAGAAGACAACAUUGGGAAUCAAAUACUGAGGAAGAUGGGCUGGACAGGCGGUGGCCUGGGGAAAGCCGGGGAAGGAAUUAGGGAGCCUAUUUCAGUGAAGGAGCAGUUUAAAAGGGAAGGACUUGGGCUUGAUGUGGAAAGGGUCAACAAAAUAGCUAAAAGAGAUAUCGAAGAGAUCAUUCGGAACUAUGCACGCUCAGAGAGCCACAUUGACUUGACUUUCUCUAGAGAACUGACCAUGGAUGAGAGGAAGCAGAUCCAUCAGAUCGCCCAAAAAUAUGGUCUUAAAAGUAAAUCUCAUGGGCAGGGGCACAACAGGUACUUGGUGGUGAGCAGGAAGCGGCGCAAGGAGGAUCUGUUGGACCAGCUGAAGCAGGAGGGCCAGGUUGGGCACUAUGAGCUGAUUAUGCCACAGGCAAACUGAGGGGAUGUGUCCCUUUGCUUAGAGACAGCUGCCCGGAUACUCGGUGAGAAAAAGAGAUGCUGCAUUUUUCCCUGUCAUGGGCUACAUCAAUGUUAAAAGUCUUUCACUUUGUUAAUAUCAUUUCUAAAACACUGUUAGACAUUUAGAACUGAGUUCUGUCCCAAGUAUCUUAGCACAGCCCAAAAGCAGUAGUGCUGUCACUGUAUGUGUCUUUGAUAUUACUUGUUCCUUCACGUUUUAAUAGUUUUGUAAUAGCAAAACCACAUGUCCAACGAGGAGGAAUUUCACAUAAUUUAAAAUUCUGGUUCCCUUCUUCUUGACCAAGGAAGUAAAAAAAAAAAGCCCUUUUUUAAUAAAAGAUAAAAACAAAACUAAAAAGAAAAUCACAAAGAGCAAAGGAAAUGCAGUCUGGGGACUGAAGCCUGUAUGUAAAGUUGGUAUUAAUGAAAAUAAAGGUUUAUUUCUGGAAAAAAGCCCAGGAUUUGUCACACUUUGUAAAGAAGAAAA
Molecule: messenger RNA, 2933 nt
Organism: Melopsittacus undulatus (budgerigar)
Lineage: Eukaryota; Metazoa; Chordata; Aves; Psittaciformes; Psittaculidae
Gene: NKRF
Product: NFKB repressing factor
Exons: 3
Coding region: 123-2426 (767 amino acids)
Cellular component (GO): nucleolus; nucleoplasm
Molecular function (GO): nucleic acid binding
Source: RefSeq, a predicted model, not a curated record